UUUUACGUGAACGGAGCCAAUGAGCCUAUUCACUGAAAAGACUCGGAAUGCCCAUCACUAGUGGCAAGUGCACUAAACUAAUCUCAAAACAAACCUCGGAGGAAUUCAAAAUGACUCAAGCAAUAGACACAAAAGUGGUGGCUUUGUGCAAGAAAGGAAAGGAUGACAGCCGAGAUGGCUUGGUCCAAAUCAGAAAAAGAGACUUGGAGAGAUUGACUACAGAGGUCAUGCAGCUCCGAGAGUUCUUACCCAAAGUAGUGAACGGAGACCUGAUUGAGAUGCUGCAGAAAGCCCGUGCUGCAGAGACAAUGAAGGAGCGCCUUGGUCAGGAACAGGAGCAACUGAGACAGGAGUGUCUGCACCUCCGCUCUCGCCUGGACGCAGCGCAGAGCGAGUGUCAGAAAGAGAGGGAGGAGAAGCUGGUUCUGAGGGAGCAGCUAUGGGAGAGUCGGGAGCAGCUGCAGCAGCAGGCGGAGUUCUGUACUGGGCUGGGGGCUGCCUCCUGCACCCUGCUAUGGAGCACCUCCAGUAAGGAGGAGGCAGUCAAAGACAUCCUGGCCGAUGGUAAGCUGCAGUCCUUCCUGAGCGUGGCGGGCCAGACCCUGGAGAGCUUUGUCAAGUCUUUGGAUGGGGAGGCCAAGGCCGAGCAGCAAGACUCCAACUCCCAUGAGCACCAGUUUGUCCUGGCGCUGGCCGGAGUCGUCACCAACGUGGCGGCGGUGACGUGUGGGCGGGACUACCUGUCCAGCUUCGCCCACGUCCUCUUGGAGACUCUGAUGCAGCUGCUGGAGCUCCUUAAGCCUGGGGUCUUCCCCAAACUCAAAGUGUUGAUGCUGAUGGCUCUGUAUAAUGUCAGUAUCAGUGUAAAGGGACUGAAGUAUAUCAGGGAGUUUCCAGGACUUCACUCUCUCAUCUGGACCCUUUUGGAAGACGGGGACUCUGAGGUAUGCCUCCACGCCCUGCGGCUGCUCCAGUCAGUGCUGCUGGAGGAGGCGGUGGCCCUGGUGGGGCCCGGGCUGCUGCUAGACGACCCCCUCAUCCCCCUGGAGCGCAUCCGCACGCUGGCCACCUCCAGCCGCCACCCGGCCCUGAGGCAGACGGCCCAGGAGACCCUGGAUGACCUGGGCUCCCUCCGCGCCUCCUUCCUGGACCCCCACGGCACCUCCUCCUCUGACCAAGUACAUGUAUAAAUACACCCAACCCAGUCAAACACACAGCACUAGCGACACGUCACACUCAUGUGAUGAUGAUGAUGAUGCUUUCAUACGGUUCUCUGAUGAGAGAGUUCUCUACUGAGGAGAGCUCCCAUGGUGCACUGUGGAAGCUGGGUCCGAACUCUCUCCUCAUUACGCGGUUCCAUCGUGUCCCUUUCUCGCUUUUCCACCCGGUCCUCGGACUUUGUCAGGUUGGUUCCGGACCAGUAGAACCCCAUAACUGUACAUAAGGGCUUCAUAACACAUUCAUACCCCAUACAUAGAA
This is a messenger RNA of Coregonus clupeaformis (lake whitefish), 1479 nucleotides long. Its product is annotated as heat shock transcription factor 2 binding protein. The transcript has 8 exons. The record is from RefSeq and is a predicted model, not a curated record. The coding region runs from base 48 to 1190 and encodes 380 amino acids. NCBI's taxonomy places the organism in Eukaryota, Metazoa, Chordata, Actinopteri, Salmoniformes, Salmonidae. Gene Ontology annotation, cellular component: cytosol.